AUGGCGGCGGCGCCCACUACCUCCUCGCCCGGCGGGUGCUCCCCGGCUGUGAGGCUGCCGCGGUCGCCACCGCUCAAGGUUAUGGCGGAGCAGCUGCGGCGCGACGCUGAGGGCUGCCCGGGCGCGUGGCGGCUGUCGCGGGAGGCGGCGGGCCGCGGGCCGCUGGAGCUGACGGCCGUAUGGAUGCAGGGCACGGUGCUGGCGGCGGGCGGCGGCGAGGCGCGGCUGCGGGACACGAGCGGGGCCUUCUCGGUUUGCGGCCUGGAGCGGGUGCCGCGCGGGCGGCCCUGCCUCGUCCCAGGAAAGUAUGUGAUGGUGAUGGGAGUGGUUCAGGCCUGCAGUCCGGAGCCAUGCCUGCAGGCUGUGAAGAUGACAGAUCUUUCUGAUAAUCCCCUCCAUGAAAGCAUGUGGGAGCUGGAAGUGGAAGAUUUACACAGGAAUAUUCCUUAG
This is a messenger RNA of Lipotes vexillifer (Yangtze River dolphin), 450 nucleotides long. RefSeq names its product RecQ mediated genome instability 2 (gene RMI2). Gene Ontology annotation, cellular component: nuclear speck; cytosol. Lineage: Eukaryota; Metazoa; Chordata; Mammalia; Artiodactyla; Lipotidae. Bases 1 to 450 code for a protein of 149 amino acids. Gene Ontology annotation, biological process: regulation of sister chromatid segregation; maintenance of rDNA; negative regulation of double-strand break repair via homologous recombination. The transcript is spliced from 2 exons. The record is from RefSeq and is a predicted model, not a curated record.